CACCGCGAGGGCCACUGCUCCCUUCGCUGUUACGUGGGUAGGCGCAGAUGCCGAGCGGAUCCAGACCAGGUUUUGCCUCCUCCCCAGCGGCGCAGCCAGAGACUCCCGGGCUCCUUGCCUGCAGUGGGGUGUUCAAAUCUCAGCGAGGGAAGGAAGAGCCGACCGAGGGGCUGCAGUAGCAGCAGCAGCAGCAGCAGGAGGUCGCGGGAUGGAGUCCAGCCCAGUCUAGCCGGGGAUCAAGCUGCAGGCAGCAAUCAUGGUGAGUCGCUGCUGGCCGCCGCUCUCCUCGGGGAAACUGUCCCGGGUCCCGGCUUCGGCUGGGACCUGUCCAUCUGGCGGGUGGCUCUUUGUUCUCAUCCGCUUUCGGACAGUGGCGCUUGCUUCCCCCCCGUCUCCCGGGUCUGAAACCGAGGUGGAUCUAGCCCUCUCUCAUUUCGUUUACACGUGGUUCCCCGAUCGUCUGCGAAUGCAGCCCCGAGCGAGCAGCGUGUCUUCCCUUUGGGGGGUCUGGGACGGGCUCAACCGGGUUCCCUUGGGACGGGGUGGCUGGCUCAUGGGGCUGGAAAUGGAGGCGUCGGGGCGCGCAGAGACGGGGGAACCCUGCCCGCCCUCGUAACGCUGCCCCGGGCUUCGCAGCAAAGGAGUUCGGUGGUGAAGAUCAGGCUAGAGGGCCGCAGGUUUUUCGCCCCGGCGAAUGGCGACCCCGCGACUUGGUGUUGGAGAGAAAGGCGCAUCCUUUUAUUGGUGAGCGCCGUCGUUCUUUGGGAGUUGCGCAGCAGAGAGGCUCUGCGCAGUAGAAUGCUUUCCCGCUUGCUUGCGUGGUAGCAAUGAUGGUAGGGGAUAUCUAAACGAUCCGUGCUGGGAGCUUAUGUCAGUGCAGAGGUUGCCUCCCGGGUAACUUUACAUUGUGACAUUCAUUCUGGGUUAGCUUUCUACCUAGUCGUAGAUCUGGAUAAACCGGAACAUGUACUUGUGCUUGUGUUUGAAAUUAAAAAAGCACACAAAACAAACAAAAACCGUGCAAGGACUUGACAAGCGUCACAUGUGGCAAAGAUCUGAGCAAGUCGCAUUACAUAUUUCUGGCCAUCAAACACCCUGACAGUUUACUCCCGGAUAGACAGGGGUCUGCUACACUUCUGGGGUAAAGUGCUCUUUCUUACCGGUAUUACAUGAACACCCACGUUAAGUGCUCCCUGGAAAUAAAGUAAAAGCUGGGAAACAGUUGAAUUGUAAAGUAUCCUGUCUGUUAACUGAGAGUGAGACCAGCUCCAGAUAUCUAAAAGGAAUGAAGUGCCACUUUUUAUUCUUUGAUAGCCCCACUGCUCUCUCAGCCAAGGAGGUAAAAGCAACAAAGGAGUAAACUUUUUAAAUUAUUGAAACUAAUCUUUACGCACAUUGGAAUUGCAUGGUGUGGUCUGUGAGCAUGGCUCUGAGGUGUGGCAGAUAAUCUGGACGAAUUAAUCUGGAAUACAAACUUUAUGAUUAUUUUGUAUAUGUAUCCCCUUCUGUGCUAUGCUAGCUCCAUUGAAAGUUAUCCUUUCGCCACUUCUUCUGGCCUGUUAUUUCUAAGGAACCAUGAAGGUGAUCAUUCUCUUCCUUUGUGGUCUCCUGCCUAGCACAGGACAGAGCAUUCCUUCCAGAGACCCCCUACUGUGUGACCAGUGAAUGCAAGUGACAUAUUGAGAUUGUUAACUAGAGUGAAUUGAAUGAAACCAGCACAAGAGACUGCUCCCCUUUGCUAGGACUAACCCUAUUGUUAGAAGAGACCACCCUGAAGGGCUAUGGACCCCCACGAGCAAAAAUUCCAGUUCCUUUUGUAACUGGACACCAAACACAUGAAUAUGGCGGCAUACAAUAUAAAGCCAGUGGUUAGCUUGAAUAUUUGACCUUCCCCCUCCCACUUGUGAUCACCUUCAAAAAGGUCAUCCUCAUAAAUGUUAACAUUGUAAAGUUUUACUUUAACAACCAGGGAAUCCUGAAUGUUUAUGAGUGACAUGUAUCUACCCUCCCUCCAGAUUAUAGUAUCUGAAAGUCAUUGAGUAAUCAUGCCCAAGAUCACAGGAUCUGGAAGGAAAAAACUGAGUGAGUGUGAUCAGCAUGUUGAAAACACCUGUCUCCAGAUCUUCACAGCAUGGAAAUUGGAUAGGAGAAGGGACAAGAUGAAAUCUUGAAGGACACUGUAGGGCAUACCUAGGACUAGGGAUGAGGGAGACAUCUCUUCAGUUCACAUUCCAAUGCAAAUUUACCUAAUUUUCAAGCCGAUAGGCAAACCAGCACACAGUUAUUCUUCCAAAUUUGCACAUCUCUGAAUUUGAGAUGCUGUUCUCCAGCCAAAAAAUGCAUAUAAAGGAAGAGCGUAUAUUGAGGGAAAGUGUGUACACAGAUGUGUAUACUAGUGAAAAUAAUGUCCAAAAAUGUAUUAGGGAAGGUUGCCAGCAAAGAUGCAUGUGUUGGGCAGAAAUGUACACAGAAAGGUGUUUAUUGGGAGAAAUGUGCAAAAAAGUACAGAUUUUUGUGUUGACUUAAAAAAUAUAUAUAUAAAACUGUUGUGGAAAUAGGACAAAUUGAGUUUAAGCAUGGAAAACAAGAAACCUAGACAAAACAAAACUGACAAAUUCAUCCAUCCCUAUCAGAGCUGAUUAUAGACAUCUACCAUUACCCCUGGAAUCCCUUUGCCAGUGGUAGAACAACUUGAUAUCAAUCCUAGAGAUGUAUGUCAAGCCCCACCUUCACAACCCCAACACAUUAUUAUCAGCAACAUCAAGUUAGAGAGGUUGGAAAGGCAGGACCACUCGUCCACCAGCAUCAGCAACCCCCACCUGCAGAUCAAGCUAUAAAAUACAGAGCACGGUUUGCCAGGAUCAGAGAGUGGGUACACUGCAAAAAUAGCUUGAAAUGAUUCAUACUGCAAGCCACGCCACACACUGCAGGGGAACACAAUAGCCCCCAGGCUCAGCGAUCAUCGGGGGAAAUUCCCAACGUAACCAAACCCUGAAAGUCUAAUAAGAUCAACAUUGCGCAAGUUAUUUUGUUGAUCUCCAGGCAUACAUCAUCCAGCAGUGCCACAAGCAAAAUAUAACCCAGAUCAGAAACAAGAUUGGCUUGCAUCCAGCAGGCCAUUUAUCUUUCAUUACUACAAAUCACACGCCAUUCGGGUGGCUCAUAUGGCGGCACUUUCUUCUUCACUUGCCUUACCAGAUUCUAUUUGAAGUGUGUAGUAAAAAGUCCCAGAAUAUUAGUCAAACAGUAAAGGUUGGAGUCUUGACAAAGGAAUCCAAGCCAAAUUUGUGGGGUUGUAAACUCAAACGAGAGCUUUAUAAUGCCCCUGCGUUUGCAUGUCUUGCUCUUAAGUGAGCACUUUGUUGCUUUGUACCAGGGGCUUAUAAGGCACACACUAAGCUACCCAUCUGACUUUAUCUUGUCGCUUUUAAUAAUAUGAUGCGUUAUAGCAAUAGGUAAAUAAAUAAUGUACAGACAUGAAGCUGAUGACACUUCCCUCCUUUGAGAAUGGUGUGCUGCAAAACACAGUGGUCUUCUGGACAGACCUAUUUCUUUUUGCAUCCACCUCCCCUCCCACCCAAUAUUAUGAAGCUAACAGCACAGAAUUGAACCUAGACAAUGUGUUUAUUUG
This is a messenger RNA of Podarcis lilfordi (Lilford's wall lizard), 3631 nucleotides long. NCBI's taxonomy places the organism in Eukaryota, Metazoa, Chordata, Lepidosauria, Squamata, Lacertidae. The record is from the annotation of a GenBank genome assembly.